Molecule: messenger RNA, 3339 nt
Organism: Rhinocladiella mackenziei CBS 650.93
Lineage: Eukaryota; Fungi; Ascomycota; Eurotiomycetes; Chaetothyriales; Herpotrichiellaceae
Exons: 1
Coding region: 1-3339 (1112 amino acids)
Biological process (GO): protein deubiquitination
Cellular component (GO): cytoplasm
Molecular function (GO): cysteine-type deubiquitinase activity
Source: RefSeq, a predicted model, not a curated record
AUGGCGGCGUACGCAUCCUCGUCAUCCUUUUCCAGUCAGACCACUUCCAGCUCUGCCAGUACCCUUCCCUCUUCGAGAGGGAGUUGGACCGAUCCCAGAGACAGCAAACCAGACUCGAGCUCCGAAAAGGUCUACCCUCACAUCAAGGAUAUCAUCCAAGAUGCAACGUCAUUUCAGGCCGACGGCUCGCUUGUGUACUAUCUCAGCGACGUUGAAAACUGUGUCGCAACCGCCCGAAAUGCGCUGGAUUUUGGGCGGCCUGACCUGGCUUAUAAAAGUUACGUUCGCGGAUAUGAAAUCGCCGUCAACCAUAUUCCUCGACAUAAGGAGUAUGGGUUCUGGGAUCACAAUCACUCUUGGGCAACGAAGUACAAGACUGCCCUCCGAAAGUUGAACGAGUUGGAAGGCCAAAUGACCCAAGUAAAGGUCAUCAUCGAAGAUAAUAACGCACAGCACGGGACACGACCACAGUCAUGGGCCGUUCCGCGAAAGCCGGUGUAUUCUACCGGUUUUGGAGUGCCUCCAAAUGCCGCGGCGCCAGGAGGGGGACGACCGUCGUCUGCUGGUGACUCUGGAAUCUCGAAUACCCGAGAGAACCCUCCUCGUGCAUCUCACGAGCUUCCCGACGCCCUCCGAAUAGAACGAGCGCGUCCCACUAGCAAACCCAAACCUGAAGGUCUGCAAGGACGACCACUGACCGAGGCUUCUAACGAUCUAAGUCAAAGGUUUGCUCGUCUCCGAGGAUUGGGAAAUGCUUCCGAGGAGUCGAGUGUCCUCUCUAUGCCCAAAGCAAGCGAUUUUCAGCCUGGCGCCGGAUUUGGUCCGCGACCGCAAUCAUAUUCUUCCGCAGGCGUCAACGGAUUUCCCAGCCCGCGGCUGAGCGGGCCACGAGACAUGCCUUCCAGCAAUGGCCCGUCAAUACCGCCCAAAGUUCCUCUUGCCACAUCAAUGGUUAUGCCCAAACCGCCUAGUCCCGCCUAUAGUCCUAUCAACACUACUUCCGGUGGUUUCCAUGCAAACAAUCGGCCCUCGACAGAAGGCGGUCGUCCUCCGUCAGAAAGGAGACAAACAUACUACAAUCAAUCUCAAAACUCGUCGUCUACUUCGUUACACCUGCAGCGAACUCGCGAUGAGAUUCUGCUACCCUAUCGACCGAUGACUCCAAACGGGGUGAAUUCUGCCAUGAUCCCGAAAAGCAGCUCCAGUGAUCUUCCCCAUAAAACGUCAAUCGAUGCACCUACCUUGCACGAAUACAUGAGGAAGUACAAUGUCCUUCUUAUCGAUAUUAGAGAGCGGGUUCUCUUUGAUGACGGGCAUAUCAUGUCUAGUUCUAUCAUCUGUAUCGAACCCAUCUCCCUCAAAGAGGGAGUCUCAGCGGAAGAGCUCGAGGAUCGGCUCGUUCUGGCUCCCGAUGCCGAACAAUCCCACUUUGCUCGCCGAAAUGAAUUCGACCUGGUGGUGUACUACGAUCAGGACACGAACGACAACUCAUAUUUGAAAGGUCCUCCGACAAUGACCAAAGCUCCCGCACUGAGAGCGCUCUACGACACCUUGUACGAGUUCAAUGACACCAAACCUCUCAAGGACGGUCGACCUCCCGCGUUGUUGGCGGGCGGUCUUGACGCUUGGAUUGACUUCGUGGGGGCUCAUUCGCUGGUACGUUCCAAGACGGCGGCCACCCUCGGUACGACGCGUCAGCGAGUUGCCGUUGGUCCUGGGAGGCCCAUUGCCCGACAACGCAUGGUGUCUGCCAAUUCGCGAUAUGAGGUCCGCAACCGACGACUCCGCGAUCACAAGUUCCUGGACGAAAGCGAGCAGGAAGCAUGGCGUCAACAGGCGCUUCAGGAAGAAGUGACGCCCAAUGAAAGAGCUGAGACCGGGAGUGACGAGGAAUAUCCUGCUGCGGAAGAGGAACAGGUUCCUCCCUCACCAUUUGUGCCAGACUACGAGACGUUCUUACGCCGCUUCCCUUCGAUCAAGCAGCAAGAGUCGAUGGUGAUGCCAUCUCGGAGACCCCUUCCUCCACACCCAGCGGCCUACCUUCCUCAACCUGUUACUUCUCCUCCACCUCCUGCUGCACCUGCGGCCGCUCCCACAGUCCCGGCCAGACCUCCUCCUGCUAUACCCAGACCCAGCUAUUCCGGGGAGGCGGAUAUCCACGCCCCUCAGCCAGCACUGGCAAGAGUAACGUCUGCCACGCGACCGCCACUUUAUUCCUCUGCGACAUCUCUACGCAACAGAAGACUACCCAAGACCGGUCUCACCAACUUCGGCGUCACCUGCUACAUGAAUUCCACUCUACAGUGUUUGUCCGCAACUAUUCCGUUGUCGACCUUCUUCAAUGAUCGAUUGUAUGAAGGAUAUGUGCAACGCAACUGGAAGGGGAGCAAUGGCAUUAUGCCCAAGCUGUACGCCAACUUGGUCCAAGCAGUCUGGCAGGGAGAUAACGAAGUUAUCAAACCAUCUACUUUCCGGAACUUUUGCGGGCGUAUGAAUCGGGAAUGGGUCAUCGACCGACAACAAGAUGCCAAAGAAUUCUUCGACUUUCUAGUUGAUUGUUUGCAUGAGGACCUGAAUGUCAAUUGGGAACGAACCCCACUUCGACCACUCACAACAGCCGAGGAAAUGCAGAGGGAAAGAAUGGAUAUUGCACAGGCCAGUCCGAUUGAGUGGAAACGAUACGAACAUCGAGAUCACAGCUAUAUGUCGUCGCUGUUUGCAGGUCAACAUGCUUCUCGGCUGCGAUGUCUCUUUUGUAAGCGAACAUCAACGACUUAUGAAGCAUUCUACAGCAUCAGCAUUGAAAUCCCAAGGUCGGGCGCCGGGCACAUCUACGAUUGUCUCAAUUCAUACUGUCGCGAAGAGAAGCUGUCAGAACUGUGGAGGUGUCCAUAUUGUAAAUGUGAACGCGAAGCCACAAAGCAAAUCAUCCUCACUCGACUUCCACAAUUCCUUGUCAUCCACUUUAAACGUUUCGCUGCGUCGAAACAUGAGAAGGCCAAAAAGAUUCACACCCCGAUCGAAUUCCCCCUGUACGGCCUCUCCAUGGAUGACUUCGUCAUCCCUCGUCUUCCUCCGGUACCAGACCACGAUGGCAAGAUCGACAUGGCAACCACUCCACCGUAUAGCUACGAUGCGUACGGUGUGCUGAGACAUUUGGGUAACAGUGGUGACGGAGGCCAUUAUAUCAGUAUUGUCAAGGACCAAGGCCGAGGAUGCUGGAGGAAGUUCGACGAUGAAAGGCACAUGGAUCUCGAUCCUAACAAGUUAGGACCCAGGGAUCGCUUGCAAAAUUCCGAGGCGUAUAUUGUCUUUUAUCAGCGGGCGCAAGCGAGGUGA